AUGUUGACCUUUUGCCCAUACUGUUCGAAUAUGCUCGUUGUCACCAGAUCAGAGACAACUGGUUCAAAUACGUUUUCUUGUCCAACAUGUCCGUAUGAAUUUCCUAUAGUUGGACUUCAGAUGUUUGAACGCAAGGAACUUCCCAGAAAAGUUGUGGAUGAUGUGCUUGGAGGUGAAGGUGCGUGGGAUAAUGUUGAUCAGACCAAUGCUCAGUGCCCAGUUGAGACAUGUGGAUCCAAUAAGGCAUACUACUUCCAGAUCCAGAUUAGGUCUGCCGAUGAGCCUAUGACUACUUUCUACAAAUGCUGCAAAUGCGGUCACAGAUGGAGAGAAAACUAG
This is a messenger RNA of Brettanomyces bruxellensis, 339 nucleotides long. It is a transcript of the gene RPC11, whose product is annotated as RNA polymerase III C11 subunit. Gene Ontology annotation, molecular function: zinc ion binding; DNA-directed RNA polymerase activity; nucleic acid binding. Gene Ontology annotation, cellular component: RNA polymerase III complex. The transcript has a single exon. Lineage: Eukaryota; Fungi; Ascomycota; Pichiomycetes; Pichiales; Pichiaceae. Gene Ontology annotation, biological process: termination of RNA polymerase III transcription; DNA-templated transcription. The record is from RefSeq and is a predicted model, not a curated record. Bases 1 to 339 code for a protein of 112 amino acids.